Messenger RNA from Corvus hawaiiensis (hawaiian crow), 5754 nucleotides. RefSeq names its product EBF transcription factor 1 (gene EBF1). The record is from RefSeq and is a predicted model, not a curated record. Bases 794 to 2608 code for a protein of 604 amino acids. Lineage: Eukaryota; Metazoa; Chordata; Aves; Passeriformes; Corvidae. Gene Ontology annotation, biological process: regulation of transcription by RNA polymerase II. Gene Ontology annotation, molecular function: DNA-binding transcription factor activity, RNA polymerase II-specific; RNA polymerase II cis-regulatory region sequence-specific DNA binding. The transcript is spliced from 17 exons.
CGGGGCUGCGGGGCUCGUGUUCGGCGGCGGGGACAGUCAAAGUGGCUCCCAUAGGGAGAGACGGCGAGUCCGCCCGGCGCUGCGGGAGAGGGAGGGGGCACGGGGAGCCCCAGGGUCUCCCUCCGGCCGUCCGUCCGCGCCGCCGCCGCGGGUGCGCCCCUCUCGCUCCCUUCCCGGCGUGCGCCCGGCUCCGGCAACUCGCUUCCUGCGCGGCUGGAGGAGGGAGGAGAGCAGCGGAGAGCGCUUCGGCUGGGAGAGGAGAGAAGAAAGAGGGAGAAAAGAAAGAAAGAAAAGAGAGAGGGGAGAAGGGGGGGGGACUUGCCUCUCUUGUCACUGGAAAAUGACACUUGAUGUAGCAGAGCCUGCCGCAGCUCCCGUUCGUCCUAUUGUUUCUUAAACUGCCAUCUGAGAUUUUUUUUUUUUUUUUUCUGCCUGCUGCCAUCCGAGGGGUGUCUUCAUACAAAAGGGACUUCAAGUACUCCUCCGGCUUGCGAGCGCUGCAACCAGCCCCCAGCACCCCGCCAGCCUCUCCAAGCACCCAAACAAACUGCACACGCAGCAAACAGCAGCAACAAAACCGGGCUCUGAUUGCCUCUGGAUUUUUUUUUUUUUUUUUAAUGUGUGUGCCUGUGUUUGCUUUCUCCGACUUGCUUUGAUUCCAGCGAUCAGCUGCAGAGAGAGAAAAAAGAGAGAAAGAAAGAAAAAACCCCACAUAUAACAGUCCGCCUGGCGAUUUUAUCACUUUUUAAAAUUUUGAAUAAAGAAGGAAGAUUUGCGCUGUUGUUUCUGAUUCAUGUUUGGGAUUCAGGAAAGCAUCCAGCGGAGUGGGAGCAGCAUGAAGGAAGAGCCCCUCGGCGCGGGGAUGAACGCGGUGCGGACGUGGAUGCAGGGAGCCGGCGUCCUGGACGCCAGCACGGCCGCUCAGAGCGGAGUGGGUCUGGCCCGGGCUCACUUCGAGAAGCAGCCGCCUUCCAACCUGAGGAAGUCCAACUUUUUCCACUUCGUUCUGGCUCUGUACGACCGGCAGGGGCAGCCCGUGGAGAUCGAGCGCACCGCCUUCGUGGGCUUCGUGGAGAAGGAGAAGGAAGCCAACAGCGAAAAGACCAACAACGGGAUCCACUACCGCUUGCAGCUGCUCUACAGCAAUGGGAUCAGGACGGAGCAGGAUUUCUACGUCCGACUCAUCGACUCCAUGACCAAGCAGGCGAUAGUAUAUGAAGGCCAAGACAAGAACCCAGAAAUGUGCCGAGUUCUGCUCACGCAUGAAAUAAUGUGCAGCCGCUGUUGUGACAAGAAAAGCUGUGGCAACAGAAAUGAGACUCCAUCAGAUCCAGUGAUAAUUGACAGGUUCUUCUUGAAAUUUUUCCUCAAAUGUAACCAAAAUUGCCUAAAAAAUGCAGGAAACCCUCGAGACAUGCGUCGAUUCCAGGUCGUGGUGUCUACAACAGUCAACGUCGAUGGCCAUGUGUUGGCAGUGUCGGACAAUAUGUUUGUGCACAACAAUUCCAAGCAUGGGCGGAGAGCUCGAAGACUCGAUCCCUCGGAAGGUACGCCUUCUUAUCUGGAACAUGCAGCUACACCAUGUAUCAAAGCCAUCAGUCCAAGUGAAGGAUGGACUACAGGAGGUGCCACUGUCAUCAUCAUAGGAGACAAUUUCUUUGAUGGGUUACAGGUCAUAUUCGGCACCAUGCUGGUUUGGAGUGAGCUGAUUACUCCGCAUGCCAUCCGUGUACAGACGCCUCCCCGACAUAUCCCAGGGGUUGUAGAAGUUACAUUGUCUUACAAGUCUAAGCAGUUUUGCAAGGGAACGCCUGGAAGAUUCAUUUACACAGCUCUGAACGAACCCACCAUUGACUAUGGUUUCCAAAGGUUACAGAAGGUUAUCCCCCGGCACCCUGGUGACCCCGAACGCUUGCCAAAGGAAGUAAUACUUAAGAGGGCUGCUGAUUUAGUAGAAGCACUCUAUGGUAUGCCACAUAAUAACCAGGAAAUAAUCCUGAAAAGAGCUGCAGACAUCGCCGAAGCACUCUACAGCGUCCCCCGCAACCACAACCAGCUCCCCGCCCUCGCCAACACCUCCGUCCACGCGGGAAUGAUGGGAGUCAAUUCCUUCAGUGGCCAGCUCGCUGUCAAUGUCUCCGAAGCCUCCCAAGCCACCAACCAGGGUUUCACUCGCAACUCCAGCAGUGUGUCACCUCAUGGCUACGUGCCAAGCACCACCCCGCAGCAGACAAACUACAACUCUGUCACAACAAGCAUGAAUGGCUAUGGGAAUGCUGGAAUGUCAAAUUUAGGUGGUUCUCCAACCUUCCUGAAUGGAUCUGCUGCCAAUUCUCCCUAUGCCAUUGUGCCAUCAAGUCCAACAAUGGCCUCCUCCACUAGCCUCCCCUCCAACUGUAGCAGCUCCUCUGGGAUUUUCUCCUUCUCACCAGCCAACAUGGUCUCAGCGGUGAAACAGAAGAGUGCGUUUGCGCCUGUCGUGAGACCCCAAACCUCCCCACCUCCCACCUGCACCAGCACCAAUGGCAAUAGCCUGCAAGACCAGUCUUUUGUGGACUCUAGCAAGUACUCCACUGCAGGGUCUCUCCAGGGGCUGGCCUUCUCCUGAACUAUAUCUGGCAUGAUUGUUCCCCCCAUGUGAAAGAAUUGCCUUGAAGAAUUUUAUUAAUGAAGAGGUUGAAUUCUGCUUCAGAGAGAAUCUGAUACAAGUCCCAGAGUGGAACUUUUUACUCAGGCCUUUUUAAAAAUAAAAAAGAAAUAAAGAAGGAUCUUACAAUAACUGCAGAUUUUUAAACAAAACAAAAAUCACCAUCCUUGCAAAUACUGAAAUUAACAAUCCACAAUUGCAAGGUGUUGAUUCAAGUUGUCCAUCCCAAAUACCUGGGAGAUAUAUUUAUUGUAUGUUGAUAAAAAAUCCACUUUUUUUUUUUUUGGGCGGGGGGUGGGGGCUUGCUUUUAUUUCCUUCUGGUUUUUUGUGUUUUUUUUAAGGCUUGAUUUAACUCAACACCAUUUGUCUUUUAUAAAUCAUACAAUUACACAAGGGACACUAGAGAUGGAACUCCACAUUUUUAAUUUAUGAAUUUUUUUUCUUUUCCAAGCUGUGUAAAGGAAAAUGAAGUGGUGUCAUUUACAUACAAGUCUGUAUGGGACAGAAUAGAAGUGCCAGUUAGUUUUUCGUAGAAGAAUUAUGGCCAUUUAAUUAAGGGUCGGCUCAUAUACGUUGCUUAUCCAGUGGUGACUUGCUGAUAUGACGCAUUUUUAAUGUUCUAAUUAAAUAGAUAUCACUCCCUAGAAAGCUGAUAUUUUUGGAUUAUGAGGGUGGGGUGAGGGGUGGGAUCAGUAACCUCUGCCUUUAAUACCAGGCUGAAAAAUUGUGUAAAUAAUACACCAAGAAAAGUUCAUCAGAGAACACCAGGUUGGAAGGGGAGUUAAGGUCCAACCUUUCUUGACAAAAAGCUGGUGGAAGGGCAGGUAAGGAUGGAAAUAUCAAAUCUGACUCCUCUGGAAGUGCAAACCCAGUGCCUGUAGAUGCAAUGCCAGACUUGCAGAAGAGGAGAGCACGGCGCUCUCUCUUUGGGUGAUGACAUCUCAGACCCCUCCAAACGAGCGGCCUUCCCCAAGCCCAGCCUCAGCUCAGCUGUGCCCUUUGGCUCUGGCACGGGGGGCACAGCCUCAGGCUGGGUUUGCACCCUCCCCACCCCGAGGCUCUCCUGGCCGAGGCUCCCACUGGCAUCGUUCCUGUAUCAGUCGACCCUCCCAGUUGGUACCGCGCUCUAUCCAGGACAGGGAACUGCUUUUGAGUAGUGAAACAUGAGUUUGGGGGUGGGGGUGGGGCUCUUAGGAAGGUUUCAAAUCCAAACCAUAGCUUCUGUUUUACGAAAAAAUUUUGCUAUCAUUAUCUGGGAAGUGUUCUUACAAACUAUUAGUCAAAGAGGCAGCAAAGCUCCGAAGAUGCAUUACCUGAUAUUUUUUCUUUGCUGUUGUGUUUUGUAUGUAGUUAUAAAUACUGUAGAUUUUUUGUGAUUUUUUGCCAAAGUUGUUGUUCUAUUUAUACAUUUUAAUGUCUUAAGACAGUUUUUCAAUAUCACAAAAAAAAAAAAAAAAGAAUUUUACUGCAUAUUUUGCAAAAAGAGCUCACUACCUUUAGCUUGCACAUACUUGCAAAUUAAUUAAAGAAAAAAAAAGCUUUUUGUUUCUGUUUUUUGUUUGUUUGUUUUACGGGGGAUUUUGUAAAAUAUCCAUAUAAAUAAUGUAUUUAUCUUUGGAAUUUGUACAUUGCUUUUUGUCCCCUACAAGUUUAUUUUAUUGUGUAUGUUUGCUAUGUGGAAAGUGCUGAUUUGUUUGAUCAUUCACCGUUGUAUUAGCUGUUUAAAUGUGAUUUUAAUACAUUUCAUUUAUAGGGUUGUUUUUUUUAGUAUUGUUUAAAACCAUGCUUCCAUUUUUUUUUUAAUUUCCACCCAAAAGCCAUUGUCUAUUUUUGUAUUAUUUGUAAGUUAAGAAGUUUUUUCCAAUAUAUGGCAAAAAGUAGCAUAUUAUUCUUGUAGCAUUUAGUUAUGUAGAUUUUAAAAAAAAAUGUAUCCUUUGCUUUUGAGGCUUAACAAAAACUAAUGCUGUUUUACUCUAUUAAUAUGCAUGGGAUUUCUCCUCUUUGGAGUGACGCAUUUUUGUGCAUUAAAUAUGGGGAGAAACUUCAUAGAACUCAAUGAAAAUACUUUCUUUCUUAAGUCUGCUUGUAUAUUUCUCUGUCUUUCACAUAAAUAUAAACCAGCAGAUUGGAUGCCUUAACAAUGCAAAUCAUAAUCAUUUCACUUGUACAUUGUACUGUGCACCAGAACUGUCAAUCAUCACUAACAUUCUAAGAAAAAAAAAAAGGAAUUGAAAAGCACAAAAGAACUGUUUUGUUACCUUAAAACAAUAUAACUUUUUUCUAGUCGAGCAAGAAAUCAUUUACAACGAUGCUGCAACUGUGCAUGCUUCCUGUAUGAAUUUUGCAAUGGUUUUCACUAGAAUGUCACAGUGUGAUCUUUGGGGGGAAGGGAAAGAAAAACAGGAUUUUUUUUUUUUUUUUCAUGGUGAGAAAAUAAAAGAAGAGAAAACUGGAAAAAUGUGAGAGAGAUCAGUUUAUUGCUUCUCUGUAUUCCAAGCGAUUAUUCUAAUUCACAUAAUGAGCAACAGCACGACAAUGUAAUCAAAUUUAAAGCCAUAUUUUGUCCAGUGACACCGUCGAUUUCUCUUGUAGAGCUCCACUCAGUCCUAGUGAUUCUGACACCACUUUAGCCACAUUUGUAGUCUCUAUUCCAGUGUCCAAAGAGCCUUUGACAAUGUGCAUAAUUCCAUUUUGUUGCAGCUAUUUAUCAUGGUCUGAUGAAUGGGAAUUUAUCAAAAAUCUCCCCCGCACCACCCUUUGUCUUUUACAAAGUAAAAGAUGCAGCUGUUUACAGAAUAUGGCUUUAAGUGGAAACAUUCAGAUUUCAGUUUUAACAAGGUGAAGCUUCACAAUGACUGGAUUGCAUAAAGUAAUGCCUAUUUCCUCACAGUUGUACUAGGAUGCAGCUAAAAUGAAGUCAUCUCUGAAACUACUAACCUUUCACCUUCUUAUCUAAAUCUUUUUGAAUAGACACACACACUGUACAGUUCUAUUGUUAGAGAAACUAACUACUGUAGAGAUUGUUAUAAUUUUUUUGCAGAAAUUCAAGCUGUAAAAACUUUUCAACUUUCACAAUAUUUAAUUAAAGUUACUUCCUGUCUGUGAA